Chenopodium quinoa (quinoa) is the source of this 1071-nucleotide messenger RNA. Its product is annotated as lamin-like protein. Gene Ontology annotation, molecular function: electron transfer activity. The coding region runs from base 320 to 826 and encodes 168 amino acids. The transcript is spliced from 2 exons. Gene Ontology annotation, cellular component: plasma membrane. NCBI's taxonomy places the organism in Eukaryota, Viridiplantae, Streptophyta, Magnoliopsida, Caryophyllales, Amaranthaceae. The record is from RefSeq and is a predicted model, not a curated record.
AACAAAAACAAACAUACAAAUUAUCUACCCCAUGUGGGAGUUAGAUAUCUUCAACAUAACUUUCCAACCUGUCACUCUAGAUUUCGCUCUUUCAAAUCCAAAAAAUAAAAACAACAAUAUAUAAAAAUAAUAAAAAUAAAAAGUAUAAAAAUAAUACAAGUACCAUUGAUUAUUUAUAACCCCACCAAAAUUAUCUGGAACCCAUAUUUUUAGCAGAACCAGUUUCUAGUACCAGCUUAAUCACCAGCUCAAAAAAAAAAAAAAAAAAGUUCAUAAAAAAAAAAUUCAAAAUUUAGAGAGAGAAAAACAAACAAGUUCAAUGAAGUCAAGCUUUGUAGCAAUGGCGCUAACAUGCGCCUUGGUGAUGGUUAUGGUGCCUCAUGUAUUUGCUAAACGUUACAUUGUUGGAGGAAAUAAGGGUUGGACUUCCAAUGUUAAUUACACUGUUUGGGCUAGUGAUAAGCACUUUUACCUUGGAGAUUGGCUAUUUUUUGUGUAUGACCGGAACCAGAUGGAUGUCCUAGAGGUGAACAAAACUAACUAUGAAAACUGCAACACCGAUCACCCUGUGGCAAACUGGACUACAGGAGCUGGAAGGGAUGUGGUUCCACUUAAUGUAACCAGACACCGCUACUUCGUCAGUGGAAAAGGAUUCUGUUUUGGUGGCAUGAAGUUGUCUGUCAGAAUCGAGAAGCCCCCUCCACCACCUAAAGCAGCCCCCGUUAAGAGUGAUGCUCCAAGGAUGUCUUACAGAUCCCACUUUGUUUUGCCUCUAGUAUUUGCCAUUGGUGCUGUUUGGGAUUCCUUCCUCCGGGUCAUGGGUUAAUCAUAUCAUGUUGCCAAAUGUCGUGCGUUUACUCGUAGAAGAUAACUUAUUUGAUCGAACUAAAGAAUUUUUUUUUCUUUAUAAGUAUCUUAAAUCUCAUUUCCAUUUAGCCUUUCUGUUAGUGUUUGGAAGAUUGCUGUAUUUCUUGAUUUAUUGAAACCGAAUUUGUUUGUGAAAUUAAGAAAAUUGCCCAAGGCAGUUUGAUUACAUUAUCUUUAUGAGAAAUUUUACAUGUUGACUUUGUA